AGUAGCAUAUAUUCAAAUGAAAAUUAAUUUUUGAUAACAUUGUAAAUAAGGUUGCAAUAUAAACCUAGGGCUUCUCCUCAUUCUCCCCUCGCCGACUCCUCAAACCCCUCUCUCCGCCGCCGUCAUCGCCGCUCGGCAACCCCUUCUCGUCGUCGGUCUCCGGCAUGCCGCCCCAAAAUCCUCGUCUCCCGAAGCUCAGCGAUGUGGAGUCCGAGAUGUACAGCGUGAUCAAGAGCAGGAAGGGCUCCGGAAUAUGGACGAACGACCUCAAGAAGGAAGUAAUGGGCCCACCAACCGCGGUCGCCAAAGCCCUCAAGUCCCUCCUGACCAAGAACCUCAUAAAGGAGGUCAUCAGCAUAAAAAACAAGAGCAGGAAAAUGGUCAUGGCCGUGGAAUUCGAACCCUCGGCCGACGUCUCCGGCGGCGCUUGGUACCAAAGCGGGUCCCUGGACGUCGCGUUUAUUAAGAUACUGAGGCAACAGUGCAGGAGACAUGUCGAGGAGCACAAAGUCGCGACUUGUGAGAUGGUAAGGAAAGCCAUCAAGGAGCCGAAGAGGGGCAGGCCUCCUGUUUUUACCACGGAAAUCACGUUGCAGCAGGUAUAUGAGAUCCUUGAGCUGAUGGUGUUGGACAAGGAGGUGGAGAAAGUGAGGAGCUCGGGUGUCGGCGAUUUCUCUCAUGUACCCGAGGGGAGGGACUGUUACAGGGUAUCAAGGGGUGAGGGGGGUCCAAAAGAAGGUGCAUUUGCAUCUAUUCCUUGUGGGGUUUGUCCGAGGAUUCACGAAUGCACACCGGAUGGGGUUAUAUCGCCAAUUAACUGUGUCUACUACAACAAAUGGCUCGGGGGUCUAGAUUUCUAGGGGGCAUCUUGGGGCAAAAUAUGCGUGGUUUUCGGCAUCCAAAUGCGAGACAGGCAGUAAACAUCAAUUUUGUCGAGAAAGUACAUGUCAAUAUCUUAUAUGUAAGCUGAUCCUGUCAAUAUGAGCAGAUUUGUCCGCUGCUGCUUCUACAAUUCUUUCUGAACUUUCCCGAUAAUGUCUGAACUUGAGGCUUUGCGGCAUGAGGAGUGAUCGUGUGUAGUUUCAGGCAUUUCUUGUAGUAUGGAAUAUAUACAGAUGAUUCUAUUAUCUAAAGCUCCUUGGGAAAAUCCUUUGCUUAGCUUUAUGGGUUCUGCAUAUCUUUUGGUAUAUCAUCUGCUCAAGCUUGUACCCAAAUAAAUUUACCGAAUCGAUAAAGAGCCUGAGAAUGUGACUUAACUGUUGUUUACCUUAGAGUGAUGUUGGUCUAGUGUGAUCAUAUUAACAGCUGUUUGAGAUGAUAAAAUGACCUUUUCUCCCGAUA
This is a messenger RNA of Asparagus officinalis (garden asparagus), 1341 nucleotides long. RefSeq names its product DNA-directed RNA polymerase III subunit RPC6. Gene Ontology annotation, biological process: transcription by RNA polymerase III. The record is from RefSeq and is a predicted model, not a curated record. The coding region runs from base 165 to 860 and encodes 231 amino acids. Lineage: Eukaryota; Viridiplantae; Streptophyta; Magnoliopsida; Asparagales; Asparagaceae. Gene Ontology annotation, cellular component: RNA polymerase III complex. The transcript has 3 exons.